AUGUGAGAAAGCAAAAAAGAGAGAUAAUCGUGCCCUGCUAUCAAAGGAAUUCUAACCUUUUCAAGAGCAGGCUACAGUAUUUGCGCUCCUCUCAGUUAACGUCCUUGGAAAACCCCUAUCUGUAUUGAUUGUGUGGCCGUAUAAACUACACCGCUCGAAUGUCACGAUGAUUACGAUGGAGCGAAAUGAGGAGAUUGAUUGAAUAUAUGAUAGCUAGAAAGGGAGGUGACAGGUUGCCAAGGUGAAUGUAGACUACGUUAUUCUAGCCCUCAUUACCAAAUAGCGCUCGUAAUUGCCGCUCGUCGUUCAUGAAAGGCGAUACCAAGGAACCAGAGGAUGUUCGCGUGGAACGGAGGCGUAGCAUCACUCACUGAAUGGCUGCAUGCUGUGGGGAUGGAGGGAGAGGAAGUAAUUUGCGCUCAAGGCAACAGAUCAAAAACUUUAUGAUAUCUGUAUUUACUUUAUUGAUAAAUACAUCCGAAACACCUUAGUUCACCUGUUUCUCUUGCUGUCAUAAACUGUGAGCUCCAUUUCACGCCAUUUCAAAUGGAACGGAGCGAGUACUGUCUCUGAGUUCAGUUCAUCAGGAUAACCUAUCAGGACGCAAGGAGACGCACUGGCAACAAAGCGUAACGUCAGUAGUACUCCAUAAAGGUGCUAAAAUCCAUCGCCUGGGGUUCAGCGCACCAGAGGGGGGACUCGGAACGCCUCGGAACCUCGCGGAGCCCAGCGUGAGUGUGUGGAACCCCUGGGUCUGGCCCUGUGUCCUGGAGGAGGCAGCUGUGGGACAGACUGACACGUCACGUGGCGCUGCUCUGCCUGACCCCCUAUCCAGGCCUCACCCCUCAGAGGGCCCCCUAAGUGGUGAUUUUUCAGGAUACCUGGACGGUGGAUGUGAUUUAGACUAUGAGUUUUGCAGUGAGACUGGAGUGAGAAUGUAGAAGAUCACCUUGUUUUACCUCUGAAGAACAACAGAACAUCUGAUUUGAAGUGACCUGCAGGCUGGAAAACAACUGAUAAUACCUGGCCUUUGGACUAGAGAAGAGCCUCUGAGACAGUGCUGUUGUUGUUGUGUGUGUGUGUGUGUGUGUGUGUGUGUGUGUGUGUGUGUGUGUGUGUGUGUGUGUGUGUGUGUGUGUGUGUGUGUGUGUGUGUGUGUGUGUGUGUGUGUAAGCACACUAGACACCCAGUCCUCUUAACAGAAUCAGGGCUGUUCUGUCACACUGAUAUAAGAGGAUUACAACUCAACAGAAGACUACACAUUCAACCAAACUCCUCUGGAGACUGGAGCCCUAUCUUUCUCUUGAAUGUUUUCCCUUGUCUCCUCAGUGGCAGCCAGUGCUAUUUGAUUUAACGUAUCUUCCCAAGUCUAGUUGGCUCCUCAUUUCACGCACCUCGGUAGUUCCAAGUCAACUAGUUCCUCAUCACCAUGGUGAUGUCCCAGGGCACGUACACCUUCCUGGCCUGUUUCGCUGGGUUCUGGUUGGUGUGGGCUCUCAUCGUCAUGCUGUGCUGCUUCUGUAGCUUUGUCCAGCGUCGUCUGAAGAGGAGGAGGGAGGAGAGGCUGAGGGAGCAGUGUCUAAGGGCCCUGGAGAUGGAGUCACUGGAGUGCCUGGGCACUGCGAGGUUGGCUGGGUACCCUCCAUCCAGAGAGCCCCUCCAGUUCUGCCCCCCGCUGACCCUCUCCCCAACGCUGCACAUUCCCAGAUCCCUCCCCCAGGGCAGCUGGGCCUCCCCACAAGAGACGGACGUGUUUGGGAAGCCCCCCUGCUACGAGGAGGCUGUUCUGAUGGAGGACCCCCCUCCCCCCUACUGUGAAGUGCUGGCUGACAGCCGGGGGGGCACCUACACCAAGCUCACCCCCCAGGGCUCCAGGCUGCAGCAGCAGGAGCCUGAGACCUCCAAGACUCCCCCUGUCACAGUGUUCUCUGAGCGGGGCUACUCCUCCUUGAUCCGCCUGCCCACCGCCCGACGCUGGGACUCCCUGGGUCACCUGCUCUCCACAAUGGACCUCAACCACAACACCCUCCCCACGGAGCCCCUCUCUCUGCAGGCCCAGGCCACCGUCACCAUGCCCCGCGAGGGCCGGACUCACACACACCCAGAGCUAGGGCUGAGAAGUAUCCAUGGGCUCCAGGGGCUCAGGGGGCUAGAGCAGAGUUGUGGCUUGCCCACAGCCUUCCCUCUGCUGGGUCGCAGCACAGCCGUGUAGGCCUGACUAACCCUCCUGGAGGUGGGGGUCAGACUGGAGCUAAGGACACUUGGUUGAGGUGGAGAGGCGUUGGGUUGGGUUUGAGGAGUUGCAUCUGGGUUGUAGAGUUGGACUGAUGAAGGGGAUAGAGGAGGAGAAAUGUCCUUCAGACUCCCAGCAGCCAGAGGUGUUGACAGAGUGAGAUGGGACACCCUUUCUAAAGAUGGUCUCUCUUCCCAGCCUUCCUCUCAUCCUCCCUCCAUUAUCUGUCUCUCUCUCUCCCUCCAUUUCUUUCUAUUCUCUAUAUCUCUGUAGUUGUGUUGAUCUCUCUAUUCUCUGCAGCGUCGCAGCCUGAUGCAGAGCAGCUAUUAUAUGAGUCUGCUGUUGCCAUAGCUCCCUGGAACUGUCUGUUGCCCAUGACACCUUGGGCCCCUAGCGACCUCUCCUCCUCGCCAAAUUUCUAAAGACAUUUUCAUAGCCUUUCUUUGUAUGACUGCAGGUUGAAAGAGGGGGAACUCUUUAAUGACCUGCAGUAGCUCUGUGUUGCUGUUUCUCUUGAUGUAUAGUAUGUACAGUGAAGGACCAAGAAAGACAUGUUGGGGCAUUCAGCCCAAGUAACUAUCGCCCUGCUCGGAGCAUUGCAAUGUGCAAUGGAAACUCUGUUUUGUAUUGAAAAAGCUCUUCUUCAGCAUUACUGUCAUAUCUUCAAGAUGUUCUGAAGUGGACUAUGAAUAUCAAUUUGAUAACCCCCAGCUGGGGAUUGUUGCUCCUCAGUGUACAGCAACUGCGUGUGUAUGUGUGUGCCUGCGUGUGUCUGUCUGUGUGUGUGUGUAUGUGGUUGCUAUCUGUCCACGAGAGAAGUGUUUUAUCAAUAUUGUGAUUGUAAAUCUAUUUCUUUCUUUCUCUCCCUCCGUCAUUAUCCCUCUGUCUUACUCUCAAGCUACUCAUCAGGCUAGAUGUCACUGGGAGACGCUCUCCUUCGCAUUGCCAUGGGGGUGCUACAGUACAUAUAGCAGACACCAUCACAGAAAAUGUCAUCUGUCAUGGUAGAAACACAAAGCUAUCACCAUGCACCAAGCAAUUGCAGAGAUGGGAUUUCUGUUCCUUUUCCUGAUUAAAAAAAAAAGUUUAUUCAGCUAUGAAAUGCUUUUGCAGGGGGAAUGGAAUCUAUCCAAUCCUGACCUCCCUUACUACCCUGUUAAGCCUAUUAGGAACAGUGUUACCACCAAGGUCCACCUCUUUGUUAUUAGCUGUUAUGUAACCCAAUUCAAUCACAUUACAUAAUCCACUGAAAUUAAUGGAGUAUUUGAUGGCCUGGGCUUACUUGGCAGUACCCUUGAGAUGCUCGGACAAAUUAGGAAGCUUGUCAGUGCAAAGCUGAAGUGCUGCCCUCAAGGAGCUUAUAUAAAUGUAGAGAUAGGGAACAUACAGUACCCAACGCCAGGAGAGAGAGAGAUGAGAGGGAGAGGGAGAGAAUGAGAGAACUACUUGAGGCCAUGAGAUAAUGUUAUCAUUGAGAGGUAAAAAGUAUUUCAGUUUGAAUCUAUACAGACAAUGUCACAGUUUGUCCUGGGUUCUAUUGAUAUAUUACGGUAGUUUGUUGUUCUGUGUAACAUAGCAUUGAGACCAUUACGUUUAUUUUGGAUGCUGUAACGGCUCUCGUCGAAAGGAGUGGACCAAAGCACAGCGUGCAAAGUGUUCAUGAUUAUUUUAUUUCAAAAAACACACAAACAAAA
Messenger RNA from Oncorhynchus tshawytscha (Chinook salmon), 3927 nucleotides. RefSeq names its product proline-rich protein 7-like. The record is from RefSeq and is a predicted model, not a curated record. The coding region runs from base 1430 to 2212 and encodes 260 amino acids. Lineage: Eukaryota; Metazoa; Chordata; Actinopteri; Salmoniformes; Salmonidae. The transcript is spliced from 3 exons.